GGUGGUUGCUCUACUGUCUGAAAGUUUGAACUUUAUUUAUAAAUGCUUAAAAAAUGAUUUACGUGAUAAUUUAUUUUAGAAAAUAUGUUGGUCUUUAAACAGUGUAUAUAAAUAUGUCGGCUGUAGGAUUUGGGGACGAACUUGUUCGGGACUAUUUAGUAUUUCGUGGAUUUUUAUCUGCGUUAAAAGCUUUUGACAGCGAAGUCAAAGCGGAUAAGGACAGAGGAUUUCGACCUGAUCGCAUAGUGGAACAUUUAAGCAGCUGUAUCGUUAACUUAGACCUAACAGCCUUAAGAGAAGCAUGGGCUCAUUUGGACCAAAGAUUUUUUUCAAGAUUGGAGUACUCUUUUCUUGGUACUGCGAGAAAAUUAGAAGUUGCUCUUUUACGCAUGUACUUGGUAACUUGCAUUUCAUCUGGUCGUCAGGAUAAACUGUUAGAUUUUUUCGAAAAGAUGACUCCUGAUUUGCAAGGUCAACCUGAAUGGAAAGAAUGGUUUGCCAUUCCUUUCAUUAAGAAUGCUGAUGAGCAUCCUAGUUUUUCUGUCUACUUUUCUCGCCAGUGGCAAGAUACAAUGUUACUUUCUUUACACAACUUCGUUAGUGUGGUUUUCCAAAGUGCAGCUAUGCCCACUUUGCUUAGCUACGAGGAAGAAUUACUAAAAAUUCAGCAGUUGACAGAAGAAAAUGAAGCCCUGAAAAAGAAGGUAGCUUCUCUACAAGCUGGGGAGCCAGUUGAUGCAAUGAAGUCUACAAAAGAUGAUAAUUAUGAGAUGCAUGCACGAACUGGAUUAAUGGAUGACUUUUAUGUCAUUGCUCAAGAAACACCUCCAGAAACUACUGGACGGUCAAUAAAAUCAUUAAUUCGAAACAUUAGUGGAGGUCUUCCAACAUCACCUGUCAUGGGUAGAAGAACAACAGAAGUUCGUAAACCUGAUGAAACUUCAAAUUUGUCAAAGCUGAAUAAGUUGAAACCAAGAUCACCUAGUGUUCCUCCUCGACCAUCAGGAAGUCUUUCUAUUAUUGAAUCAUCAAAGUCUAGGAAAGAUCCUUCUGAACCAAACAAAUCUGUUUCUAAUGAGGAAGGUAGUUCUCCUCAAAGGAAACAAACAAAGCCUCAGUUCAAAGCUCAAAUAAGUUUGCCUUCUUCUAUGCAAUCAUCUUUGCCCUCAAUAUGUGAUGAAAAAAGUGGGUUUAUAAUUUUGAGUCGAGAAAAAUAUGCUGAACAUAAUUCUUUGAUUUCUCAUUGCAAGUUCAAUUGUUCUGGCACAUUAGUUGCCAGCUCCGACAUGGAUGGAGUUGUAAAAAUAUGGAAUGCUAUUCCUUCUAUAUCAACUAUAUCAACAAUAAUGUCAAAGACAAGUGUUCUGUCAUUAGAGUGGGGUUGUAAAAGAGAACGACUGCUACUAUAUGGUGGAACAACGGGCAUAGUUAGAAUAUAUGAUACAAAGGAGAGAAGAGUAGUGAAAGAAGUAUUUACAGAUAAUAACAGUGCUAGUAAUCAAAGGGUUAUUUGCAUUUGUAGUAAUCCUCUAGGAACAAAUUUUAUUACAUCAACAAGUAUUGGUGAAGGUGGUCAGCUUUCUUUGUGGGAUGUGAAAACACUAGGAUUAGAGUGGCAGCUUCCACGAACUUCAGAUACCUCAUGUGCAUAUUGUUGUUCUUUUAAUCAUAAUGGACAGUUGUUACUUAUUGGUUCAUCAGACGGGACUUCAAGUAUAUUAGAUUUAAGGACAGCAGAAAGUAUAGCAUCUUGGACAUCACAUUCCACAAAUGUUCUCUCAACAGAAUUCAGUUUAGAUGAAACUACAUGUUACACUAUGGGUUCUGAUGGAAAGUUUUGCUCAUGGAGUGUCAACAAAACUGGUCGUAAAAUAGAUGAAUUUCCAAUACAUCCAGAAGCCAUUCCAGCAGAAACACCAACUAACUCAUUUGGAAAAUUAUUUUCAUUCAAUAAUGAUGGAAAUUAUGUUUUGACAUGCGGUCCUCUUGGGGGAAUAAUAUAUAAGGUGUCUGGUUCAUCAUUUACAUCUGUUCUAGACAUUGGUGGACACACUAAAUCAGUAAAUACAGUCGACUGGUGUACUGCUAUGGAAAGUAGUACUUGUAUUUGUGGAACUAUUGAUGGGAAAGUUAUCGUUAGUACACUGUUGAACCAAUGAUGUUUCCUUUUGAAAAAAAAAAACUAUAUUAUACAUUCCACUGUUGUAUAUUCAAAUAAAAAUAUUUAUUGUAAUGAAUAUAAAGACUGGAGCCUUGUAGUUGUGUAUGUUUAAAGUUUGGUGUUAACUCUAAUCGAAAACAGAUGGCAACUUUCAAUA
This is a messenger RNA of Uloborus diversus, 2318 nucleotides long. Its product is annotated as WD repeat-containing protein 91-like. The record is from RefSeq and is a predicted model, not a curated record. The transcript is spliced from 17 exons. Gene Ontology annotation, molecular function: protein binding; phosphatidylinositol 3-kinase regulator activity. Lineage: Eukaryota; Metazoa; Arthropoda; Arachnida; Araneae; Uloboridae. Gene Ontology annotation, cellular component: extrinsic component of endosome membrane; late endosome membrane; early endosome membrane. Gene Ontology annotation, biological process: early endosome to late endosome transport. The coding region runs from base 114 to 2159 and encodes 681 amino acids.